AUGACUUUAUCCAACUUCAGCUUAGCAAAAACAUGUGGAAUAAUUGGCUACAGCGCUGCUUUAUGGGGUAUAGGUGUUUUGACAAUUCGUCAUUGCGGAAGAUAUUUGUUUCAAACCAAUUCAAGUCGAAGCCUUGCGAUGGCUUCUACAGUGCCAGGUUGUUACGCGAUAAUACGUCUUACUCAAGCGUUAUUUUCUCUUAAUAUGCAAGAUACAGCUACUGCAUUCGUAUUGGGUACUGGCGCUGCAAGUAUUCUGGAUGGCAUCACUCACCUUUGGUUUCCAAGCGCCUAUGAAGAUCCGGAGUUGCAGAAGAAAAAUGCACUGGCAGCAUGUACCACCUCUAGAUAUGGAUCUGGCUGGUUACUCUUCUUCGUUGGUGUCGGUCUAACAAUGGUCGUACUAAUGUAA
Messenger RNA from Rotaria socialis, 411 nucleotides. The record is from the annotation of a GenBank genome assembly. NCBI's taxonomy places the organism in Eukaryota, Metazoa, Rotifera, Eurotatoria, Philodinida, Philodinidae.